AUCUCAAAAGAAAGAAAGAAGCUAGCAACAUAUAGCCAUGGCGAUCCCGGUCGUUACUAUUGCUAAGUUGGCCGUCGUCUUGCUUCUCAUCCUUCCACGUUUUGAUUCGAGGGCAGUUAAUCCGCAAUCGGAGAAUGUACACGAUGUUUCGACUAACGUCAGGUAUUGUGAUGAUGGUAUAGUUUGUUCAUAUCAGGAUGAUAUGUUUUUUUGGUAUUUAUAAUUAUCAAUCAAUCAAUCAAUCACGCAAAUUCCACCAAUCGUUGCAGCAACAUCGUGAUUUUGGAGUCACAACUACUGCAGCCUAAAAGAGGAACAAUUGGAGUCAUCAUGAUACCUCAAGCAUCCAACAACAACAAUACGCAUUCAGUACAAGAAUGGUGCAGCGAUAUUUGCAACGACCAAAAUUGUUAUUUUCAUUACCCAGAUCUGUGUGAUGGUCAAGAUCCUAUUAACUGUCAUGUGGGUUGCUACUGUGACGAGGAUCCCCAGAGUUGUCAUUGCUUGUGCACAGCAUAGAUAAUUUUGUUCUCUUCAUUUGAAGAAAGUUUCAAUCGAAGUGCAUGCAUCGUCGUGCGUGGUUGGAGACUUGGUGUCUCGAUCGACCUACCACUUUGUUUACUUUCCUAUUGUACGAUUUUUCUCCUUUGUUGUACUCUUUCAGAUAAUUCGGUGUGUUCUCCAUGUUCUCAUUGUUAGAGAGUGGUAUAAGAUCCAGCAUAACCUUCUCUCAACAACUCGAGUUAUUGGGACCAAAUGGUUUAUGACAUGGUAUCAGAGCCUAGCUAGAACCGAAAGGUCAUGUGUUUGAAUCUCCACGACCCUCAAUAUUAACCGUUGUCUUUCAAGCACAUGGUAUGGUGGGUCUGUGCAAACUUCAAGCUCAUGGGUUGGCUUUCGUUUGAGGGGGCGUGUUAGAGAGUGGUAUAAGAUCCAGCGUAACCUUUUCCCAACAAAUCGAGUUAUUGGGAUCAACUGGUUCAUGACACUCAUUGCAUGUAUUGUGGUGAAUAUUCUUGUUGGUUUUUUCUUGUCUUGGAUUUCUCCCGAUAGUUUUCCUUCUGAGUUGGGACUGCUUUGUAUGGGGUUUUAGUUUUUUUUUUUUAUGAAUGAAAUAAAGAUGACUCUUAUAUAUCAUCUUCGUUCAAUAAUACAAUAAUAUAUAAUAUAUAGUGUUCAAUUUUGAAGAUCUUUAGUUGGACUCGAACUUGGUCCUCACUAAUGAUCGGAUAUCAAGAUUGUCUACCCGUAGUGCCAAAUUUGUUGAGAACAGAGUGAGAUUAUCAAUCCGAUUUAUACCAUUAUGUUGGUUUGGCAAGCCGUAUGGUCAGAGCGGUGGUACAAUAAGUUUAUGCCAGCUCAUCUCAAUUUUUCCAAAACAUGUAAGGAAGUGGAAAAUCAUUAACACUAAAUGAGUUUAGACAUGUAUAAAACAUAUUUGCAGAAAAUAUCUCCAUAAUAAUACAUACAUCCAUAUUCAAAUAUCUCUAUAACAAUACAAUACAUCCAUAUUCAUAUUUAAAUAUAACAUUUAACGUCAACAUCCAAAAACGCAUACUUGAAUCCAACAAAUAACAUGAACAUCUAAAUACUUGAAUCCAACAAAAUACCAUCAACAUGUAUAUUUCAAAUUCAAGGAAACAAAUCAAAGAUUUUUUUUAAAUUAAAUUUACUAAAAUGACGUCAUUUUAUCUAAAGAGUUGGAAAUCGGUCAUGUCGAUCAUGCCAGGAGUAUUAAUUCCCGACAAUUUUAUAGCAGGUACCGAUUGGUUGUAUCGGCCUGAUUUAUCCAAAUUUCUAUAGUGUUACGAGCUCUUGAUGCCACGACAACAACAACAAAUGUAAACAAAACCAAACAUUGCUUUCAAUUUCUAUUUUCACCUGUCAAAACAAAAAAUGAAAAUGAUACAAGCUUAAUUAGUUAGCACAUGCACAUCAUUUGCUUAAUCAACGGCUAAUAUUGGAGGUCAUGAGGACGUCAACGCUGCAUCUCUGUGUAGUGGUCAAGAUCCCAAUAACUGCCAUGUGGGUUGAUUCUGUGAAGAGCUUCCCCAUACUUGUUAUUGCUUGUGCAAUGCAUAAGUAUAUUUUAUUUUGUUAUUACUAUCACUUUGUUUUCUUUUUCAUGUGAGGUUUUUUAAUUUUCCGGUGUUCUUUUAUUUCAGAUUUUCAAUUAUGUGUUUGUAAAAUUAUACCACGCUGACGGUUUCGAUCAAGAAAAUUACACAUCAGAAUUUUUUCUCUCUCUAUAUGAGACGUCCAAAAGAUGGGCUGAGAGACAUUGAUGUCAAAACAAUGUCAAUCAUCCUUUGUAGUAUGAUGAACAAGAACUACAUGAAUUUGUACAAAAAUCAUUCAAGAUUCACUUUAAUUUGAAUGAUUCGGGGUUUAGGAAUUUAGGGUUAGGGUUAGGGUUUACAAUUUGGGAUUUUGGGUUUAGAUUCAAAAUUGAAUGUUAAUAGGUUAGGGUAGUGGGUUGAUUAGUUGUGAUUCUGUGUUAUAUCAUCAUAUGAGACUAAUGCUACCCAUUAAAUUUCAAAAUUUGAUGUAUUAUGACCACUUUUAGAGAAAAGUGAGUGCAUCGAAGUAGCCACCAUAUAUAUAUAUAUAAAUAAUAAUACUUCAUAACUAUUACACAACAUAAAAAUAGGUUACGAAUAUUUACUCGUAAAAUAGCAUUAUAUUUUAGGUAAUGUGAUAUAUGCUAAAUAUAUAUAUAUAUAUAUAUAUGGUGACUACUUCGGUGCACCCACAAAAAUGAGUGCGUUCAAUGCACCCAACUCAAAAACUAGUCUUAAGGUGUCGGAUUUUGAAUUUUAAUUUGUAGAAUUAGUGUAAUAUGAUGAUAUAACAUAUGAUAACAACUAAUUAGCGGAUUACCCUAAGCUAUAGACCUCCAAUUUUGAGUUAUAUCCCUAAAUCCCAAAUUAUAAACCCUAACCCUAACCCCAAAUCUCUAAACUAUAAAUCCUUCAAAUUAAAGUAAAUCUUUAAUGGUUUUUGUGCAAAUUCAUGUGCGUUAUUGUUCAUCACAUCAUAAGUGAUGAUUGACAUCAUUUUGACAUAAAUCGCAUGUUUAAAAUAAUAAUUAUGAAGCGAGUGCACUGAAUGCACCCAAAAAAGUGAGUGCAGUGAAGACGCCACCAUAUAUAUAUAUAUAUAUAUAUAUAUAUAUAUAUAUAUAUAUAUAUAUAUAUAUAUAUAUAUAUAUAAAACUGGUAAUUGGAUCUCCACUUCUUAUUAAUUAAGCAGCAUAUGCUUCGCAUAUUGCUUCUCUUGUUUCGUGCAUGGGGUUUGCCGUCAUUGAAAAUUUUCUUUUAAUUUUAUGUUUUGUUUUUGGACUCACUUUUACAGCAAUGGUUCGAUUGAAGAGAUGCUGCUGGAUUAAGUAUUUAAAUUCUAAGGUCAGCUCAUGCAUAUUGUUUUGUUUGUUUUUGCUUUUCCGGAUAGGAUCUUCAAUCGAGUUGUUUUUGGUUUGUAGGUAUGGCGUGAUUCGAAUUGUUGUGAUAGACUCAUGUGAAUUUAAUACAAUUUGUUUGUUUAUACAUCUCGAUUUCAACCAAAGUAUAUUUACUGGAUUGAAGUUUGCAUAGCUCCAAAUUAUUAUUGUAUAUAAGAGACAAGAGAGGAGACAUAGAUUGGGUGGAAGAGUAGCAAAAAAUUCUACUGUAUCUCUUUAUGGUUUUUGUAUUUAUACGAGAGAGCUAAUGACAAGUACUAUUGCUGUCAUUUGAAUCCCAUUAAAGAAAGUCCUACACGUGGCUGGCUGGGAUUGGCUUAUUAGUAACUAAUUACUCUCCUCAUAAAAAAAAAGUAACUAGCAUAUCAGUUUCAAACUUCUAUUCUCUUCCAUUUCAGCCCAUCGUGCUGAUGUUGUUUGACUUUCUCGAAUCCUUGCUUGACACGGAUUGCAUUGGAUCAUUGCUAUUGUUGAUCGUUCUUCUAGUUUCGGCCUGACCCUCCAAUAAUAUGCUUAAAUCAAAAUUUAGUAUUAACGGUGUUAGCGGUGUUGGGCUGGAUUGGGCUCGUAUGGUUUUGUUCGGUUGAUUUGUGAUUGGCCCAUUGUUAUAGUAACAUGUACGUAGGAGGAGUUUGUGGCGGUAGAAACCGAGCCCUAGCAUGUGAUUACGUGAGCUAGGGUUAGACAAAUAUAUAUACAUGUAAAUUAACGAUGUACCACUCAAGGAAAACCUAAUAAGAUCAUCAGCUCGGAGAGUUCUAGCUCUCCCGUGGACUAGUCCAGAUCUCGGGGAAACCACGUAAACAGUGUGUCUUGUUUCCUUCUUCGUUUUCGUAUUUGAUUCUAGCUAACAAACGGCUGCAAGGACUUGAAUGCUGAACCUCAAGGUCAAUCCAACUUCAAUCCAACUCUGAUACCAAAUCGGCAAAUCAUAAACCAACCGAUCGUCCCAUCCCAAUAAACUCAACUUGUUGGGAGAUAACCCAAAUCCGGUCUUAUUCCACUUCCUUAUCAAGAAAAGAGCUGGCUCUCGAUUAAGGUUGCGAACCUACGUUUAGGGUGAAGUGAUCAACUUUGAUUUCUCAAGUCCCAUUUACAGCUAGCUAGCUAGCAAAGCAUUGCCAGCCGAUCCAAUGGCGGAGUUUUCUUCAUGUCUCCUGUGAUCUAUAUAUUCUUGUGGAUGACAACUAUGUUGAAAGGGAAGCGUUAACAUAUAUAGCCAUGGCCAAUUCUUGCGUACUCUUGAUUACUAUAUAUACAUGCAAGCAGCCUCAACAUGCAAUAAAUACACCUAACCUAACCUACUUCCAAGAGAAAGUAAGUAAGGAAGAAAGAAAGAACCAGAGCCAUGCCGAUUCCGGUCGCUACUUUUGCUAAGGUGGCAGUCAUCAUCAGCUUGCUUCUCAUCCUUACAUGUAUCGAUUCGAGAGCAGCCAGUAGUCUGCAGUCGGAGAACUACCAAAACUCGACUCGUCCCCAUCAGCAGCAGCAGCAGCCUGAAAGGGGAACGGCAGGCGUAGUCAUGAUACCUCGAGCAUCGAACAACGACACGAUCUCGGUACGAGACGAUUGCGACAAAGAUUGCAACGACCGAAGAUGUCACUUUUUUUACCCGGAUUUGUGCAGUGGGCAAGAUCCUGAUAACUGCUUUGUGGGUUGCUACUGUAGGAAACCAUAUGCUUGCUAUUGCUUAUGCUAUUCAUAAAUAUCGAAUUUGAAGGUAAGAUCCAUCGAGAUCUGAGUUGCAUGCAUCAUCGUCGUCGAUCGGGAUCGGCCAGAAUUUGGUAUCUCGGUCCAUCACUUUGUUUUGUUUUAAUUUCCAUGUAAUGCUUUGUUGUGAUCUUUCAAAUAAUGUCUAAUGAUCAAAUAAUUCGUACUCAUCAUCAUCAUCAUCUGCGAUGACGAUGACGACUGCGGUGAUCAUCAUCAUCUCAUAAGUACAAUUUUUUUAUUAGCUAAUUAUCGAUGCAUGAUAUAGUAUUAUAUUAAUGGAAAACAAGAACAAGGUACAGGGAAACUAAAGAAAACAAACAACACCAGAAUGUCCAAUAUCAUAAGUAUUUAAUUAAGGUAAGUGAUGACACUUUGAUUUUCUGAGAAAAUCGAAUUAGGAAACGAUGCAUGUAAACUGAUCAGGCUAUACGCGGUCCGGUCCGGUUGAAUCGUCCCAAAUUGAUCUGGUUUCAGUCCGGUCUUUUCGAGAAUACAAGGACCAAAGAUUGGAUUGGAUACAGUCCGGUCUUGAUCCAGUCCGGUCUUGACCCGGUCCGAUCUCAAUUCCGUCUUGAGUUUAGAUUGAACUUGUGGGGAUUUGAGUGGCCCGAGGACUCAAAGAGUGAGGAGUUGGUUAAGUUUUGGAUGUUGGGCUCUCUUAUCCAGUCUUUAUCCGGUUUUUUAACCGGUCCCAAAUGAUUUUUUUUUACCUCAAAUCUAAGCCCGAAAAUUGGAUUGGAUUGUUUGCUAUCUGGGUCCGAUCCGGUCCCAGUCCGAGUUAUAUGGUCCAGUUUCGGAUAAAACCAAAUAGCCAGGCCUAAUCAUCAUGUUCCUCAAGAUUAAACUCUCUAAUUACCUUCAUUAAUGCAGCAUCGUUCUUGAUUGCCUAUGUAUAGGAAGUCAACCCUAUAGCGCCUGAAGAUAUGCUAAGCAAAGUGGCAGCUUAGAUUCAUUCCCACCAACGUCACAUGGGCUAGCUAGAAUCUCGUUGACUUUCGUAUUUUCACGAUGUAGUGCUUUCUUUCCGCAUUAAGGGUGGAUGGGCAUAACCCAUUUAUUUAGUCAACUUCCAAUGACAAAUGGAAUCAAACUCUUUCCGCAUUAAGGGGUUGAUGGGCAUAAUUACCAUUUAUUUAGUCAACUUCCAAUGACAAAUGGAAUCAAACAUCAACUUGAAUUGGAUUUGGCAUAAAUAAUACAAGGAGAGAAAUUGGAUUACGUAUUGUACGUGGAUAAUGUGAUCCAAAGGUUAAACUUUGAUUAUUGUGACAGUUUGGUUCAACUAUACGAACAAGGGCUUAGUCUGUUGAUAAUACCGAUCACUAGCUUUUGAACCUGAAAGUCUAUAGAAUAACACAGUGGCAAAAUG
Messenger RNA from Linum trigynum, 6542 nucleotides. The record is from the annotation of a GenBank genome assembly. NCBI's taxonomy places the organism in Eukaryota, Viridiplantae, Streptophyta, Magnoliopsida, Malpighiales, Linaceae.